UCAUGCAAACGAAGAAGGGGGAAAGGAAGAAUUAUUUAUUUGUUCAUUCAGUUGACCGGUUGAUUUUAUACAGAAGAAAACCAAGGGAAUCUAGCGUUCAGGUACUGUGCGUGAGUGAGUAAGUGUGUGUGUGUGUGUGUGUGUGUGAAUAAUUCUGAAACUGGGCGGGAAUUGUCCUUAUAAAGGAAUGAAGGGGAGGACGAUUUCUCCCCAUUCUGCUCUCUGCCUCAGAAGGACGCAGAUGUCCCACACAGCAAUGGAUUUACCAGAAUAUAUCAAACAAGUCCUCUGAAGAUCUCAACAUCAGCCAAGAGAAAGGAGGGAAAAGGUGAACAUUGGUUGGAGUUCGUGAACAAAAGAAGGAAAGAAACAAAGAAAGAACGACAAACAAAAAAAAGAGAAAGAGAGAGAAAGUGAGAGAGCUUGGGGAAGGUGAUUAGUACCAUAAGAAUUCCUCCAAGGAGUCGGAUUUUACCCGAUUUGUAACCUCGCCCUGUGUGAUUAUGAUGGGACGCUACGUGGUACAGAUGUCACGGCUUGUCCUCACUCUCCUCCUGGUGCUUGGGGUCGGCCUGUCUCUGGGUCAAAACGACACUGAGCCUGUGGUCCUGGAAGGGAAAUGCCUCGUGGUGUGCGACUCGAACCCGUCGUCGGACGGCGGCGUGACGUCAGCGCUUGGCAUCUCGGUGCGCUCGGGGAGUGCCAGGGUAGCGUUCUCGGCCAUCAGGGGCACCAAUCACGAGCCGUCUGACAUGAGCAACACCUCCACCACCAUCUACUUUGACCAGGUUCUGGUGAACAUCGGCAACCAUUUUGACUUGAAGGCCAGCGUGUUCACGGCACCGCGGAGGGGAAUCUAUAGUUUCAGCUUCCAUGUGGUGAAAGUCUACAACAGACAAACCAUCCAGGUGAACCUGAUGCACAACGAAUACCCCAUCAUAUCUGCAUUCGCCGGAGACCAGGAUGUCACGAGAGAGGCGGCGAGUAACGGAGUGUUACUGAUGGUGGAGAGGGAGGACCGGGUUUAUCUCAAACUGGAGCGAGGGAAUCUCAUGGGCGGAUGGAAAUACUCCACCUUUUCUGGAUUUUUAGUUUUUCCUCUCUAAUUACUGAAACUGACUUUUUUUUUUUUUUUUUUAAGAGAGCUUGGGGGUAUUGAUAAUAUUGCUGAAUAUGGACCCUGGAGUUUGUGUAUUAAUCUUAAUAUAACCCUGAGCAAGAGGAGCCCAUUUGGAUUUUAUCGUUGGGGGAAAAAAAUACCUUUUCGCCUGAGAAUGAAAGCGGACAACUAUAUAUGUAUACAAAAAAAAAAAAGAAAAAAAAAAAAGAAUAACUGGGAUCCCGGACUGCGUCUAUUUAUAUCGAAACAAAGCUUUUCGUUUGUGUUCGUAGAGCCUUAAAGAUCGUUUGUGAGGUUGACUGUGGAGCUGCGGACCUUCCCGAUUCGAGUGAAGCAUUACUAAAGUGAAUCUGUCUCUGCACGAAUGGAAGAUCCUGUUUGUCUGUGGUGUUCAUGGUGUUUCCUUCGGACGCUGAACAUAUUCAACAUUAUGCCACACAUAGGCUGCCUAAUAUACAGUGAAUAUUAAAAGAGUAAAAAAAAAAGAAACAGAAAGAAAUAUCUAUAUAUAAAUAUCAUAUAACCAGCCAAUGGAGACAACUUCAAAGCUGAAGGUCUAUCUCAAUUUAUAAAGUACAUAUUAUUCACAUGGUGUGUUUUACAUUCCAGAUCUGCGUUAACUUUAACUGAUUUGCUGUUCCGUGAUCCUGCUCACAAAAAUGUGCAUUGUGGAAAAACAAAACCCUUUCUGAUGUCCCGCCUAAUAAAAUAUUGUAUUGUA
Silurus meridionalis is the source of this 1841-nucleotide messenger RNA. It is a transcript of the gene cbln2b, whose product is annotated as cerebellin 2b precursor. Gene Ontology annotation, molecular function: protein binding. The record is from RefSeq and is a predicted model, not a curated record. The transcript is spliced from 4 exons. Lineage: Eukaryota; Metazoa; Chordata; Actinopteri; Siluriformes; Siluridae. Bases 504 to 1106 code for a protein of 200 amino acids.